Messenger RNA from Ctenocephalides felis (cat flea), 740 nucleotides. Its product is annotated as post-GPI attachment to proteins factor 2-like. Gene Ontology annotation, biological process: GPI anchor biosynthetic process. Gene Ontology annotation, cellular component: endoplasmic reticulum membrane; Golgi membrane. NCBI's taxonomy places the organism in Eukaryota, Metazoa, Arthropoda, Insecta, Siphonaptera, Pulicidae. The record is from RefSeq and is a predicted model, not a curated record.
CGAAAAUUAAAUCAGAAAAGACUCGCACACGAACAGAUAAUGGAUAAUAAAUAAAAUUCAAUUUAUCACAAUUAUGUGACUCGAGGGUCAAGGAGACAGGAAUCGUUCGAUGCGUUGCGGCAGAAACGCGACGAAGGAAGGAUUAUUUAUAGAGAGUUUCAGUAGUUUCAUAGAUAACAACUCUAGAAGAUAACUAAUUAAAGUGAUGAAGCUAAUUGAUGCAAUCAGUUAGUGUUAUCAUAUGAAUUGCAAAGACAGACCAGUGCCAGAAUAUUCAGCACAGAAGCAAGAUGAAGCAUGCGGGGACUGGUGACACUUGUGAAAAGGGAAAGGUGAUGGUAUUUCUUCGAAUGAGUUUUCGUGAUUUGUGUAUAGUGACAGUGUCUUUACCUCUAAUUUCAUUGUUGAUCUGUUUUGUAACGGCCUAUGUCUUCCAAUAUGAUGACAUACAUGAGACGCAUUGUAGAGUAUAUAAUAUUAUACCAUCAAUUAGUGCGGUGACAGGCGUAAGUCCCCAAAGAUAUUUGUGGAGGAUAAGUGUUGCUUUGCAUAUGGGACCCAGGAUUGCAAUUGCUUUGGUAUCAAAAACUUUCUAUGAUAAUCUAGUCAUUAAUUAUAAAGGACAAGAAUCAUCCCGAGCCAAAAUUUUAAACACAUUGUGCCAUUGGUUGAAUUGCAUUGAAAUAGCAGCAUUAUGCGGUGUUACUUAUAUUUCAAAUCGUGAAAAUUACCGUAAGUAA